Messenger RNA from Alligator sinensis (Chinese alligator), 1144 nucleotides. RefSeq names its product actin-85C-like. The transcript has a single exon. Bases 1 to 1134 code for a protein of 377 amino acids. NCBI's taxonomy places the organism in Eukaryota, Metazoa, Chordata, Crocodylia, Alligatoridae. The record is from RefSeq and is a predicted model, not a curated record.
AUGUUUGAUCCCAAAGUUUUAGAAAGCCCAGCUGUGAUUUUGGACAAUGGAUCUGGGCUCUGUAAGGCUGGCCUGUCAGGAGAACAGACACCAAGGUCAGUCGUUGCUUCUGUUGUAGGCUAUCCCAAAUCCAAAGCUAUCAUGAUUGGAGCUGGUCAAAAGGACUAUUACGUCGGAAAGGAGGCUCAGUCCAAAAGGGGCAUUCUGUCUUUUAAGUACCCAAUGGAACAUGGCAUAGUGACUUCCUGGGAUGAUAUGCAGAAGAUCUGGAAGUAUGUGUAUAAGUAUGAACUCCGGAUGAAAGCCAGUGAAAGGCCAGUGCUCCUGACAGAGGCCCCGCUGAACACACUGCCUAACCGAGAAAAAAUGACCGAGAUCAUGUUUGAAGGCUUCCGAGUGCCUGCCAUGUUCGUGGCUCUGCAAGCGCUGCUGGCUCUUUAUGCCUCAGCCCAGACAACUGGAUUAGUGCUAGACAGUGGAGAUGGUGUUACCCUUACAGUCCCUGUCUACAAAGGCCAUUGCUUACUUCAUGGUGUUUCCCGGCUGGAUUUUGCAGGAAGAGAUAUUACUAAAUACCUUGCUAGGCUCCUCUUGGAGAAUGGACACUCAUUCACAAGCACAGCUGAGGGGGAAAUUGUGAAGGAUAUCAAGGAGAAGCUGUGCUAUGUGGCCAUUGAGCCCAGCCAGAAAAUGAAGGAGAAACCCAGGAAACUCACACGUGAAUAUAUUCUCCCAGAUGGAAAUGCUAUCCAGGUUGGCAACCAGCUGUUCAGAGCUCCUGAAGCCCUUUUUGUGCCAGCUAAUGCUGGUAUCUCAGCACCAGGGAUUGACAAAAUGAUUGUUCAGAGUGUUAAGAAAUGUGAUGGACGUAUCCACUCAGAUAUCUUGGGGAAUGUGGUAUUGUCUGGUGGAUCAACCCUUUUCCAUGGUCUAAAUGAGAGACUCCUGAAGGAACUGCAGAUGCAGAUCCCCAGCACCAUUCCUGUAAAGAUCAUAGCCCCCCAAGACAGGAUGUUCUCAGUGUGGAUUGGUGCUUCUGUCCUCACCAGUUUAAAAACGUUCAAGGACAUGUGGGUCACAAGUGAAGACUACAAGGAGAUUGGACCAACUGCACUUCAGAGAAAAUGCUUCUGAGAAGAAUGAC